AUGUCGACUGAAAAAGAAUCCAUUGACCCAAAGUAUUUAGAGGAAUUAAAAGAACUUGGCCGUUUGUAUGGAGAAGGUGGAGGGAUGCUCGAGGUCUGGAAGGAUUUAAUAUCUGAUUUUACGUUCAAAACAUGGACGUUUUACAUCACAAGAACUGAGGCAGAGUCUUUAGAGCGUAUGAAUAGUUACCUUUGGGGAACCACAUAUACAUCCCGUCCAAAGUACACUCAAUAUGACGCUGAUGAUUUAGUUAUUCAAGGAAUAAAGACUAAACUUGAUGAAGUUGUUAGCCAACACCCACCACCUUAUUUCAUACGUCUUGGGACACGCAGUGCAAAGGACGCAUUUUCGCCUGACAUGAAACUUCGUUUUGAAAAAAUUCUGACAGACAUCUACAAAGAGUCCAAUGAUAUUAAUUCUUCUUCAAAAAAUGGUACAACACUCGAAAAACCAACAAUGAAAGACGUCCAAAAUUAUUAUAUUGGGAGGUUCAAGUUAUUGAAAUGUACAACAACCGACGAAAUGAUGGAUAUGCUUCUCCACUCCGAACGCAUUCGAACAGACUUGACUCGACUCUUGGCACUUCCUACCAUCGACACAAAGAACUUUGAAGUCUUAGCGCUUCGGGAGUGGUGUGACGCUGUUAAUCCCGUGCUUGAAUUUAGGGGGUUCGUUCACAAAGGUAUUUUAACAGCAGUUUCUCAGUACAAUCCGAUAUUCUACAGUGACUACUUAGUCAAAAAUAAAGCCCUUAUUCAAAAAGUUCUUCGUACUUUCUUCGAUGAGAAAUUUAAGCCAACUUUUGAGGAGAAAAAGAAGACUCUUCCGGACGUAUCUCGACUCACGUCGUAUAUUGUGGACUUCGCGGUGACUGAUGUGGAAAGGGGAGAAGUAAAGGUGGUCGAACUUAAUAGUUUCUCGACGUUCGCAGGAGCUUCUAUGUUCUCGUGGAAAAAGGACAUCGAAACUUUGUUUGGAACAAAAGAGUUCGAAUUCAGAAUUAACGAGAAUUGUAGGGAUAACGAAAGCGGCGAUAUGGAACUUUUCCCCGAGGAUAUUAAAAUGAUCGCUAAAGCAAAAAAAGAGGCUGUUCAAUGUAAAGACAAGGCAGAAUCGUGUGUUGUAUGUUGA
Entamoeba invadens IP1 is the source of this 1131-nucleotide messenger RNA. RefSeq lists its product as hypothetical. Lineage: Eukaryota; Evosea; Mastigamoebida; Endamoebidae. The coding region runs from base 1 to 1131 and encodes 376 amino acids. The record is from RefSeq and is a predicted model, not a curated record. The transcript has a single exon. Gene Ontology annotation, cellular component: cytoplasm.